ACAUAGCCGAGUGAGAGUGCGGACGCUGCUGGAUAUUUCUCUCGUAAUUCACUGAAGCAUCAUGUAGUCAAGGCCGCAGCCUUCCCUUCACGAUGGCGGUGGAGGCGCGAGUGAGCGUGCAGGCCAUGAAGGGCCGGUUCGAGCAGCUCCACGAGGACGCCCCAACACCCGCCACCUCCCCUCCUCCCGCCCACGCCCCUGCGCCCACGCCCAAAACGAGCACGUCUCCUCUACGGCUGAGGUCGGCGUCGGUCAGCGGCGGCCAGGGGGCGUGUCCCUCGGCGCCGCAGGACAGGAAGCCGUCGGAGCGGUUCCUGGACACGAGGGAGGAGGUCAGGAAGCACCUGGGCAGCAGGUCGGCGGCGCGGGCGGAGGAGGCGGCGCCCAAGAACAGGUCGUUUCUGGCCGGCAUCGUGUCCCCGGCCUUCAUCGGGUCGCGGGGCCUGAGGUCGUCCUCCACGUCCUCCUCUCCCAAGAAGAGCCUCAAGAGGAUCGGGACGUCGGAGCUGAACCUUGUCGAGCGCGGGGCCGAGGACGAGGUCGACACGCCCCUGCGCAGGGUGUCCGACGGGAACGGCGUCGGAGGGAAGCCCAGCGUGGUACGGAGGAUCCCCGUGUUCAAGUCGGUGGAAGGAGGACUCGAUAACAGGCGGGAAGAGGGAGGGGGCGCCCUGAACGCCAACGGCGACCUGGGCGAACACGACAGAAAGAAGGUUCUCGGCCACGCGCGCUCGAGGUCUCACGGGAACUUCAUCAUAACGAGAGAUGUUGAGAAGGAUGUCGGUGCGGGAGAGAAGGGCGUCGGCGGUGUCACGAAAGCCAAAGAGAACAUCUGGAACAAGGAUGUCAUCGUGAGGGCCAUGAGGCAGAAGAGCAGCGACAACCUCUUCAACAACAGGGAUUCCAGGAGCGACUACUCCUUCGAGGGCAAGCAGAAACUCGUGGCCACGGUGGUGAAAAAUAUGAGAAACAAAGAAAAGCCCAACGUUCUGAGAAAGUUUAGCUUCACUUCGAAGACUGAAAAAGAGUUAAAGAACAAGAAAGAGAAAGCAGUUGCCCCGGCUAAGAAGGACAAGCAGCAGGUCCUGCCUGUCUCCGCGCCAGAAAAAAAGCACAAGUGGAAGGACAGAGAACACAAACCAGAUAAAACCUUUACAAGUGUCAAGAAGAUUGAGAUAAAAGCAGCGUAUCCCUCUUCAGAUGGAAAGACAUCACCGACAUCGGUGAAUAUAGUAACCUCAGAUGCUGUGAUUGCAACUGCUGCAAUUGCAAAAGCAGUAGCGAAUAUUGCAGCCUCGAAAGCUGAAAUGAGCGUAGCGGACGGCGGUGAAUCCGCCAGUCCCCCGGCGACCAGCACUUCGUCAGAGCCUCCAGCCCGACCCCCGCGGCGGCGAGUAGGGCUGACACCCCGGAAGAAGGGCAGGGCUCCGUCCCCGCCGGGUCCGCCGGGGGAGGCGCCUCAAGCACACAAGCACACUUUGUCCGAGGAUGAAGGGUCUCCUAGUCACUUACGUGCUGAGGGCCGCAAGUCAAUUGACAUCCACGAAACACGCAUGCUUGCAGAGAUCGAGCUGAGCGAUGGCAUUCAUCCAGAUGGCUUUAGAGACGCGCGGUUGCUUGCGACAGACAGGCACAGAUCCUCCGACUCCCUGAGUGCAAGCAAGGUGUCCGACAGAUCGAGGCAAAGCUCCCCAGUGACGGCUCCCGAUGCUUCCCCCGUGUGGGUCAAGAGAACGUCCGUUUCUAGUCUAGGGUCCAGCAGGGGGGCGUCCCCGGUGGAGGCUGCUCUCGGGGCAGCCAGUAAGGGGGAGAAUAGAAUAGUUCCCGGCGACCUGAGAGGGCAUCUCCAUGACAGUGACCAGCGGGCAGCCUCCAGGCUCGAGGGCGGGGUGCGCUCUCCUCAGCCGCACCAAGGCGAGAGCGGCGGUGAAUCCAAGUUCGACUCUUCGGAGAAUGCGGAGCUGGAAGGCCUCCCUAUGGGCCCCCCGCCCAAGAAGCCACCGAGGACCUUCGCCUACGACAUCUACAAGAACAGCAAGGUGUCCCGGAGUGCGGGCGAGGCCGUGGAGGGCGCGGACAGCGUGGGGGAGAGCUCCGUGUCCAGCAGUGAGAAGCUGAACGCGUCCCCAGAGCCUGUUUACGCAGUGCCGGUCAAGAAGAAAAAAGGUGACAAGAAGCUCGACAUCAAGCCUCCCAUCAGGAGCAACAGCGACCUGUCGAAGAGGGAGCUCGUGAAGCCCUCGGUGGCGCCGAAGCCUCCCCACAUCAUGACCAAGGCCAAGAGGGCUUCCAUGGUUGAUCCGCUUUCUUGCCCGGAGAAAGACGAGGAAGCAGCCAUGACGUCAGAGUUCCAGCGUCAGGCACACAUCCGCUACAGCCUCCGCAGACCCAAGAAGCCUCCGCCGGCGCCCCCUCAGAGCCCCGAGGCCGACAGGGCGCAGGACCUGGGCGGCAGCAGCAGCGACGUCGCGGGAGCCAGGGCGAACAGCCGUGUACAUCUGAACUGCUCGUACAACAGCCUCGAGAGCCAGGAGGGGCACCACGCCCACCCGAGGAGCUGCACCAGCAGCCCUCACGACCUGAACUCCGGCGCGUCCGACGUCGAGCUCAGCCCGACUUCGAAGUCCUUCUCGAGCGGCCACAGCAUCGGCAGCAACGACUCCGACCACUUGAAGGCCCCCGCGGCGGCGCUGAGGCUCACGGCCCACUCCACGUACAACCUGCGGACGUCCUCCCCGACGGCGGGAGACGACCAGCCGUCCUCCCUCAUCCACUGCCCGACGGCGAGUCCGACGGCGCUGUCGGCUCUCUUCAGGAAGCGGAGCAUGAGUGACGAGACGCUUUACAAGGGUGCGAGGCACGGCGAGGAACCAAUAUACGCGACUCCAAUUUUCACAAGUAACAAGGGUUCUUCUGGACAUUCAAGGCAGAGAGAGCUCCACUACAUGUGUUCAAUACUAUUCUCGAACGACGAGGAGGCAGACGGAGGCCGCGACGGGACGAGGUGCCGGAGGAACAGCCGAGGAGGAGGAGGGUCAGGAGCAGGGUCAGGAGCAGGGUCAGGAGCAGGGUCAGGAGCAGAUUCCUCCGCCGACGGAAGCAAGAACCGCGCGGGGAUCAUCUCCGCGUGGAAGAGGGAAUUCCGACAGAGCUGCAGACACGUCCAGAACAAGAUUAAGAAGUCGGUCAUCAGAUAGUCUGAGUGUUUUUGUUUCAGUUUUGUUUUUUUGAGUGAUUAGGUGGGUGGGUAAGUGGGUGGGUGGGCGGGGUGGCUUGAGUCAGUGAUGUGAUGGGGGAUACCAGUUGUUGGGAUUGUGAAAAUUGUAUUAGUUGUUGCAGCCAAAAUGUUUUUGGUAUUCUGAUUAUAUAUAUAUAUAUAAAUAUAUAUAUAUAUAUAGAUGUAGAUAUAGAUAUAUAAUCAGAAAGAUAAAAAGGAGGCUGUCAGUGCUAUUGAAUUUAUGCUUCCAACAUUAUAAAUAUUCGUCUAAUGAUGCUAAUUAUUCAGGUUCCAACGUGGCUUACAUUUGCUUGGAAAUCUGUGAUGACCUACAUUGUAUAGUGAUAAAAAAAUUAUGUUGUAAGACAUAAUUAGACCAAAGUUAAUGUUAGUGAUUACGGUACGAAGAAUCUCUAUGGAUAAUACUCUAGUAGCUGAAAGCAAACACUAUAUUUAUGCACUCAGUAGAACAUCAUAUUCCGCUUCCUUAGUCAAACGUAAAUUAUUGUCCGUGAGAUGUGUUAGAGGGUUUCUUAAGCAUCUACCUCCAAUAUUGUAUCUACAUAGCCAGUGUGAGGCGCCGGGGUAUUUACACCUGGCAGACACACUCCUCUCUCUACCUACCUUUAUACCUUUAACUUGUAUCUUUAACUCUUUGUUUUGUGCGACGACAGUGACCCUUACUGUUCCACCACCUGUAGCUUGGUGAUUGGUUGUGACACAGGAUAUUAUGGAAGGCUUAUUAGUGGAAAUUAUUUUUCCCCUUUUCUCUUGAUUUUUUUCCCUCUAUUUUUUUUUUUUUUUUAUAUAUAGAAGAGGUUAUUAGUGGAAAUUGUUAUUAUUAUUAUUUUUUUUAGAAGAGGAAAUUCAUCCAGGUGUGGGUGACUCACAAGCUACCUGUGAUUCUGGAGUGAUUAGGUUUUGUCACACAAUCGAGUAAUACUUUGGAUUGAAGCUUAUACUAAUAAGUAUAGAAAAAAGCGAUGGUACUUAUGGACAUAUAUAUAUAUAUAUUUUGAGAAGGUGGAUUUUCAAAUACAUCACUCUUUAAUUGUCUAAAUGAAUGGCCUUUAAGUGAUACGAUUUUCUAUGCAGUGUAGAGAUUUUAGAAAACCUUUUUUUAUCAUGGCCAUCCUGUUUUUAUAAUUGUAUUUUAGGAAUUUUAUACCGUGUGAAAUGAAGGAAUAGCAUGAGAGGAACAUAACAUUUUCGAAGAGUAUAUUUCUGAAAUGUCUUCUUGUGAAACAUGUUUCUCAUUAUAUGAUCUGAUAUGUAUCGUCUGUAAAUAAGCUAAAGCAAAAGAAAUUUAUGUAAAAUAAUUAUAUUAUUGAUGCUUGACAUUAAAAAAAAAAACAAAAAAACAUUAGUCACUGAUCAUACUUAAGCUCUUAGUGUUCUUAUAUAUUUUUUAUUUGUUUAAAGGUAUGUAAAUCGAGUUUGAAUAACAUAACUCGUGUAAAGAAUUGAGUACCAUUAAAUUAUUUGUAUUGUUGUUGACUUGAAUAAAUUGUUAUAAAUAUCUGUAUAUACAGGGUAAUAAAGCUUGAUUUUAUUACAUAAGGUGGAAGGUGAAAGACCUGUGCCUGAAGGGAUAAUAAAACAAUAAUUUUUUUAU
Penaeus chinensis is the source of this 4832-nucleotide messenger RNA. RefSeq lists its product as uncharacterized. The coding region runs from base 93 to 3197 and encodes 1034 amino acids. The record is from RefSeq and is a predicted model, not a curated record. The transcript is spliced from 4 exons. NCBI's taxonomy places the organism in Eukaryota, Metazoa, Arthropoda, Malacostraca, Decapoda, Penaeidae.